This is a messenger RNA of Melampsora larici-populina 98AG31, 1245 nucleotides long. RefSeq lists its product as uncharacterized. Bases 1 to 1245 code for a protein of 414 amino acids. The record is from RefSeq and is a predicted model, not a curated record. The transcript is spliced from 2 exons. NCBI's taxonomy places the organism in Eukaryota, Fungi, Basidiomycota, Pucciniomycetes, Pucciniales, Melampsoraceae.
AUGUCAUCUAAUCAAGCGAACCUCAAUCGUUCUAACAAACGCCAUCAGACUUCUUUUCAAAACAAUUAUGAGGGUGCCUCCCUAUCUCAGAAAGAUCGCACUCCUAUUUCUCAAAGCUCAAACUCUCGACCUACUGGUAAAGACGGAAAUGACAUUCAAAAGCAGCCACGCUCGGUGUUGACUGAAUAUCCUCAAUUCACCCAGUCAUCCUCCAAGGCAGAUAUGCAAGCGCCCGAGAGUCGAAAGCCUCCGGAAUCGUCGUUUCACCACAAGCGUACUAUCAGUCACGAAGUACAUGGGGCGUUAUAUAUUCCUUCAGGCAUCGAGAGUUUCCUUGACCUGACCACUGGGACUCAAUCAAACUUGAAUGAUAUCAAUCCUAAAGCUCAAACAUCGUGUCCUUUGCCUCUGUUCCUCCCCGAAUGCCCUCUUUCUGAUCCCUUCACCGAGCCGCCAUAUUCACCAGACUUGGAACCAUUGAAAAAUUACGAAUGCGGCUCUCCGAGUGCUGGUGAAAAGUCAUUUCGCUCUUCUCCUCAUAUACCUGAGGCUACUCAUUCCAACAACGCAUUCAAAGAGGCCCGCCAGGCGCGACCCCAAUUGGAAAGUCUUGAGCCGUUAAUCCUUGACCUUGAUGACGAUUUCAUUGCUUUUGCACCCGCUCCUAAAACCUCUACCGCCAUCAUUCAUGAACAUUCAGACUCUUCUUUCAAUCCACAAAUCAAAGCUAUUGUUCCUUUUCCUAUCAAAACCAACCUACUUGGUCCGGACCGCAAAGCAAUCAAAGAAGGAAAAAAGAGGGCAAGAUCACCUUUGGAAGAUGGAAAAGAAGACGAGGAGAUAUUGAACUUACCUAACAAGAAAUUGCAGACAAAGAUUGAUUUCCCUACAAAAAAUGGUCAAAACUCACCAGUUAAAAUUCCGGACGAUUACCUAGAUCAUAAUCCUUCUGAAGAAUUAGAAAUUGCGAUGAUAGGUACAACUUGUGCAGUUGAUCCUAAAUACAUUUAUCGUCUUAGAGCUAUCUUCAUGUUAUUUAUUCAACAAACGUCUAAUCUUUUUAAUGAAUUCAGUCCUUGCCCACAACAAGAGUUAAAUUCAAGACGAUUGUUUCAUAAAUCAAUUCGUGAUACAUAUCAGAACCUUGUGAAACCAUUAAAUCUAACUCCUUCCGAUUCUCUUCCUCAUCCUGAAUUUGUAAAUCGUCCUUUUCGCAAGUCUGAUUCUCAACCUCCUCAAGAUUAA